AUGGAUGUAAUGCAUUGGAAUUUGGGGCAACAAUGCUCGGAAGGUACGUUAUCGUUCAAAGAUUUGCGAGCAAAGUUAUUUCCUGCAAAGGAUCGAAAACUCGAUCGUGCACCAGUAUUAAGCGAAGAUAAAUACACUCCGAAAACGUUAGAAGGCAAUUGGUUUGAGCGUAGAACAGUUUACGUACCCCAAACUGUUGAUUGGAAAAGUACAUAUGAUACAGAUUAUAAACCCCAUGUUAAUGAAACUUGGAAAGAAAAUCAAAUUAUGAAAUGGGAUAAUAAACUUGAUCUCGAGGGUGUGCCUCGAGAGAAAUUACUGGGCCACAAAAAAGAAUAUUACAGCAACAUGACAACAACUUACGAUUUGUCUUAUAAUAUUUUACCAAAAGGUCUUAAAGGACCUAGGGUCAGAUCAUAUCGUGCAAGACAGCGAAAAUGGAUCCCCGAAUUAGAUCUGACAAAAAGUUAUGGUAAUUUGACACAAUUUGGAUUAAAGGAUGCCUUGGAAGAAGAGUUAUAUAAAAAUUCGGAAGAAGGGAUAUCCAAGUGUCGAUGGCAGACUACUUAUAGGGAAGAAAUCGGCCAGCUAAUACAAAUAAAAAUUGAACAAAAUACCCGAUUCAACAAACGGAUAGUGGAUUUCAAUGUGCCGGAUCUUAAACACUUUGAACGUAACUCGUCAGAUAUUGAGCGCUGUUUACUUCCGUUUAAAGUUAAAAAUUUGUAA
Colletes gigas is the source of this 729-nucleotide messenger RNA. RefSeq lists its product as uncharacterized. The transcript has 4 exons. Bases 1 to 729 code for a protein of 242 amino acids. NCBI's taxonomy places the organism in Eukaryota, Metazoa, Arthropoda, Insecta, Hymenoptera, Colletidae. The record is from RefSeq and is a predicted model, not a curated record.